Molecule: messenger RNA, 1143 nt
Organism: Cucurbita pepo subsp. pepo (vegetable marrow)
Lineage: Eukaryota; Viridiplantae; Streptophyta; Magnoliopsida; Cucurbitales; Cucurbitaceae
Product: Polynucleotidyl transferase, ribonuclease H-like superfamily protein
Cellular component (GO): mitochondrion
Molecular function (GO): 3'-5'-RNA exonuclease activity; nucleic acid binding
Source: RefSeq, a predicted model, not a curated record
ACCUUAGUCAUUCGGGCGGCAAGAUUUGGGGGCAGAGAGAGAGAGAGAGCAAUGGAGCCGUUCGUGAAUGCGUUCUCAGUAUUGGAGCUCGAUGCUGAAGACGAUCAAGUUCGUCCUCCUUCUACUUUCUCCAAAGACGAGGCUGCCGCUUCUUCCUCUUCAAGAACAGGAAAAAGCAAGAAGGAAAACAUCUCUGGUGAUAUUCUGAUGGGAGAAAGACAGAAACAAAGUCAACCAGAUGUAGCUGCAGAAGACUACAAGUUUCCACUUGUUUGGAUUGACCUGGAAAUGACUGGUUUAAAUGUAGAAACAGAUAGAAUACUGGAGAUAGCUUGUAUAAUUACCAAUGGAAGUCUGACCAAAUUGGUUGAGGGUCCUCAUCUAGUUAUUCACCAAUCAAAAGAAUGUCUUGAAAAAAUGGGAGAAUGGUGUCAAAGUCAUCACGCAGCCAGUGGAUUGACAAAAAAAGUGCUACAAAGUACAAUUAGUGAACGAGAAGCUGAAAAACAGGUUAUAGAAUUUGUGAAGAAACAUGUUGGUAGCUAUACUCUACAUUUGGCUGGAAAUUCAGUCUAUGUGGAUUUUAUUUUUUUGAAGAAAUACAUGCCAGAUUUGGCUGGACUUUUUUCGCACGUACUUGUUGACGUCAGUAGUGUUAAGGCUCUAUGCUUUCGCUGGUUUCCAAGAGAUCAGAAGAAAGCUCCACCGAAGGAGAAUAAACAUAGGGCUAUGGAUGAUAUCAGAGAAAGCAUAAUGGAACUCAAAUACUACAAGGAAAAUAUAUUUAAGAAGCCUAAAAAGUGACGCAGGAGGAGGAGGAGGCACCACAACCACAAGACUACAUGUCUGUACGUUGCUGGAUUCAUUGCUUGGAGAGCCUUCAUGGUAUCAAAUACAUUGUGUUGAUUGAUUAACUGCUUGCUGGAUUCAUUGCUUGGAGAGCCUCCAUGGUAUCUAAUACAUUGUGUUCAUUAACUGCUUUCAAAUCCAAACAUACUUGCGGAUCCAAGAGUUUGUAGAUCAUCUAUGUUAGAAUUUAUUUUCUUUAUAUUCUAUUGGGUAUAUAUAAUUUAAUCUUUUAUCUAUUUGAAAUGGUCACUUGUUCGAUGCCAUUACUAUAUGUUUCUAUAAACUAUUUUUUUC